AUGGACAUUGUAGAGUGUCGAUUGUUUGAGAUUAAGUUACCAUUAGUUUUUGAGUCCCUUGAUGUUAGGUUAGCAAAUAGUGAGGAUAUGCCAAAUUUUCCAAAUGAAGAAUUCGAUGACUUUAUGAAGUUGGUUAUUAAAUGGAAUUUGUCAGAUUCAUGUGUGAGUGAAAUACUUCAUUUUUCAAAAAAAAUAGCAUAUGAUAAUAUUAUUUUACCUACCUCAAUACAAUAA
Cetraspora pellucida is the source of this 234-nucleotide messenger RNA. The record is from the annotation of a GenBank genome assembly. Lineage: Eukaryota; Fungi; Glomeromycota; Glomeromycetes; Diversisporales; Gigasporaceae.